This is a messenger RNA of Trifolium pratense (red clover), 1864 nucleotides long. RefSeq lists its product as uncharacterized. The record is from RefSeq and is a predicted model, not a curated record. Bases 283 to 1503 code for a protein of 406 amino acids. The transcript is spliced from 9 exons. Lineage: Eukaryota; Viridiplantae; Streptophyta; Magnoliopsida; Fabales; Fabaceae.
GGAUCUAGUCCCCACAUUUUAAACAACAAAAAUUACAAACUGGACAAGACCGGGAACCAGGAUGGGUAAGGGACCCAGAUUUGCUGCUGUAGCAAAAUCACGCAGUUAUACACUGUAAUUGAUCUCAAGACAGUUUAUAUUACAUAUGCACUGAAAUCUACUUCCGAUGGGGAAGUACUAAGUAGAACAAAUUAGAGUACAAAUACAACGCAGUUUGUUUCCUAUUUUUGAUUGAAAUUUGAACAUAUGGUCCUCUAAUUACAUUCCUAAUUCCUGUCAGAAAUGUCACUCACUCUCAACCUUCCAACUCCAUCUUUCCCUACCCGCUACUUCACUCCAUCCUUCAACAACAACAAACCAACAGUUUCAUGUUCCUUCUCUUCACAAUCUCUCAAGUGUAAGAGAGAGUACACAAGUGUGAUGAUAGUUCCGACUGGAAUUGGUGCCGCUAUUGGUGGAUUUGCUGGUGACUCUUUGCCUGUUGCUCGUGCUCUUUCUUCUGUUGUUGAUUGCCUUAUCACUCACCCUAAUGUACUUAACGCAGCAAUGCUAUACUGGCCAAUGCCUAAUGCAUUAUAUGUUGAAGGUUAUGCUCUUGACAGAUUUGCAGAAGGGUCAUGGGCCUUACAACCUGUUCACCAAAAUAGGGUUGGAAUAGUUCUUGAUGCUGGUAUAGAGGAAGAGCUUCGGAUUCGCCAGUUACAUGUAGCCGAUGCAGCAAGGGCUUCCCUUGGAUUGCCUAUAGUGGAAUAUAUUGUCACAGACACUCCACUUGAGGUAGAGAAGUGGAUUGAUCCCAAAACUGGCAAAUCAACAGGGAGGAUUAAGCACCCUGAUUCGUUACUUAGAGCCGUGCAGACCUUAGUGAAUCGGUCAAAAGUGAAUGCUGUUGCUGUCGUUGGACGUUUCCCAGAUGAUGAUAUUGAUGAUGUUGAUGAAUAUCGGCAGGGAUUGGGAGUAGACCUACUGGCGGGAGUUGAGGCGAUUAUAAGCCAUCUAGUAGUGAAGGAGUUCCAAAUUCCUUGUGCACAUGCUCCCGCAAUGGCUCCAAUUCCCCUAAGCCUAUCACUAAGUCCCAAAUCAGCAGCCGAGGAGAUUGGGUACACUUUCCUUCCAUGUGUCCUAGCUGGCCUCAGUAAAGCUCCACAAUACUCGGUCAUACGCUCCAACUCAAUGGAAAACAGUUGCAUAUUGGCAAGUGAUGUGGAUUCUGUAGUCCUUCCUAAAGAUGCUUGUGGAGGAGAAGGGACUCUUGCUUUUGCAAGAAAUGCAAAAAAUAAGCCACUUAUCAUUACUGUGGAAGAAAACGAAACUGUACUGGAUGAUACUGCAGAUAAACUUGGUUUUGAAGCACUGCAUGUCUCAAAUUAUUGGGAGGCUAUUGGAGUAAUUGCUGCUCACAAAGCAGGGAUAGAUCCAUUUUCACUUCGAAGAAAUAAAAUUCAUAACAUCUGUCGCACUUCUGUCAUGCCUGUCAAUGGUCACUCCAGAGUUACUUACUGAUUAUAUUUUUGAGAGCUCAAUGAUAGUAUAUAAUUUUUUUGUCAUAUAAUUAACCAUUGGGGGGGAGAAAUAGUUGGUAUAUUGUAUUUUAGAUUUUAUGUAUUGCAGCAAUAUGUAUUUCUCAGAUGGUAGUAUUUUUUCUACUUUUAAGUUCUACUAUCUUUGUAACACAUCGUAGGAUCAAGUUUACAGCAUACACGGAAUUGGUUUCAAAGCAAAGAUUAACAGUUAACACAAUUUGGUUUGACACCUUAUUUAGGCAUUUUAAUUGUUUAAGCUUUAGUUAUUGAGCUAUUAUCCAACCUGUAACAAGUGAUGGUGCUGCAUAUUGUCUUGCCAAUAAAAACUGUGUAGUGCAAUA